UAGUGCAAUCAGUUCUGUUGGUAAACACUUGAAAUUUAUUUCAUUUAUUAUUUCAACUUAGUAAAAGUAGCCUUUGUAUAUGAUUGUGGUGUAGAAAUAUUUAAUAGUGUUUGCUGUUUUAAAAUUGUGAGAAAAGAGACUGAAAAAAUGCUGGACUUUUACCUACCACGAAGACAAAAUGAUAAGUAGUAUUGAGAAACGAGGAGAUAGCUGUGUCAACCUUCAAUUACCGUACCUGCCACCGUUGUUACAAACAGGCAUCGAGGAUACAAUGGCAAAUCACAGAAAAACACCACCAACAUAUGAGGAACAUAUGCAAAGAUCACGGUCACUGUCUGGUGGAAGCAAUAGUGUAGAUCAGGAAGAUCAAUCUAGUAUACUCACUGAUAUCAUGGAAUGUAUUGGUUCUGAUAAACAAAUUACACCUUCCAGUGAUAAUCCAGAAUCGAUUGACGGAACAAGCGCGAAAGAAAAUUUGCAACAAUUAGCAUCGUUAUUAGCAGGCAGUGGUCAAGUUCAGUUAUGGCAGUUUUUACUCGAACUUCUUACAGACACUAAGAACUCUUGCUGUAUCAAAUGGGAAGGAUGUACUGGAGAGUUCCGAAUGACAAAUCCAGAGGAGGUCGCACGUCGGUGGGGACGACGUAAAAAUAAACCAAACAUGAAUUACGACAAGCUAAGCCGAGCUCUCAGAUAUUAUUACGACAAAAUGUUUCUGACAAAAGUCCAAGGAAAAAGGUAUACCUACAAGUUUAAUUUCAGAUUGUUACUGCGAGCAAACAGAUAUUUAUGUGAUGAGGAAAACUCAAGCGAAUGUACAAGUAGUGACUACAGAAACUUUAUUGAAUCGUCCCCUCCCCCAGUAUACAGUGCACAGUCGUGUAUAGGAACAACACAGGAUCACUAUGGAUUUAAUUCUAUGAAUGGCAAUCUUCAAUUAUACUCGGGCUACAGUACAGAAAUGGACUAUUUACAGAGAAACUGGUGUCUGCCAGAAAACCAAGGUUUUCAAUAUCUACCCUUUUCUGCACAAAACAACUGUUUACCAUAGCAAAUGACGUACAUUUGUUUCUUUUUAUUAUGAAGAAAUAAAGCUAUGAAGAAAAUAUAUUGCAUGACAGUUUCGAAAUGAUUGUUCAAAGAACGAUAAUUGCAUUUACUUAUGUCAUUUGUUUAUGUGGUGCAAUACAAUAAGCUGAAAGACAGUCUAAGAUAACUUUCGCUUGAUGACGUGUACAAAUGGCAGUUUUGGCAUUUACUAUCCCAUCUAGUUUGGUACUAGAUUUAGUCGAAAGUGGAACAAGCCUUUAUUUGUUUAAAAAUGUUCCCUACGUUUACUUUAGUUAGAACGUUACCUAGAACUAGAAUAUAAGUGCCAAACAGAUGCAAUUAAAGACAAUUUAGAACAGGAACAGGUUAAUCGGCUAUCCAAAAUGUUUGAGCGUUCAGGGAAGACGAAGAGAAGUUCGUCAUACACAGGAAAUUUAGUAUAAUAUAUACAUGUAAUAAAAUUAGUGAUGUUUUCCGUUAGUGAAAUUGUCUUUUAGAAAGGCAAGCUGAUUUCAAAAAUGGUGCUCUAUGUACUUUGUGACAAUUGUACAAGGAACAUAUCAGUAAUCUUUUGGAUACACGAGAAAAUGUUAGAUAAAUAAUCUUUUUCAUAAAUUUAAAGCAAUAUAGACUUAACAUUUAAAAAGAUAAAGGUAAACUAUAUCCCGGUAUUGCGCACAAAGCAAUAUCGCUCGCAAAUGGCGAUGUUGUAGUAAAACAGAUCUAAGAUGAAUGUUUUUUUAUUUUAAAAGUUUAAUCCUACAAUCAAAGGCUUAGUGAACGAACAUUGGUGACUUCUGUCAUUCGAAUAGUGGUUGUACUUACUGGUGAAAUAUUCUUCUUUAAUUAUAACAUUCACAAGUAUUAAUGCAAUAAGCCUGUAUUCCAGAUAUAUUUUUGUAGAUAUAUAAUCCAGAAGAGACAUAACUUAUAGUUUCCUUUUAUAACCAGAUUUUAGCAAUAAUGAAUUCUAAGGAUGGGCAAUUUGUCGAACAUGUCCUAGAAACGAUGCAGUAUAAACGCAACACAUAUAUUACAACAACAUUGAUGAUUUAUUCAAUGUUCAUUUGUGUAAAGGAUCAAUCUUUUGUGAUAUUGUAUGCAUUAUUUGAAAAAUUGAGUAGCGUGUGAUAUAUACAAAAUAUUUUUUAAAUCAUUGAUUUAUGAAAUUAAUGUAGUAAAAUUGUAGUUAGAUUUAAGAAUGAGCACGCAUGUAGAAAAUCAUGUUGUAAAUUAUUAUACAACAUUCAAUGGAGGAUAAAGAGUAUAUAUAUUAUGUAAAAAAUCCUUUAUGGUUUUUAAGAAACCGUAAGUAAACAUUGUUCAUAUAGAAGGGUGUAAAUGAUUAUAAAAUGUGAAUCACAUGUAAGUUGAUUGAUAUAAUUGUUUUUGUUACAAGUCAGUUUCACAUCAUGAUCUCAUAACAUUUAUUGUACAUUUUUAUCUGUGUGAAAAUACAUUUAUAUAAAAUAUUUUCUUUACGAA
Mytilus californianus (California mussel) is the source of this 2535-nucleotide messenger RNA. RefSeq names its product ETS-related transcription factor Elf-1-like. The coding region runs from base 179 to 1051 and encodes 290 amino acids. Gene Ontology annotation, molecular function: DNA-binding transcription factor activity, RNA polymerase II-specific; sequence-specific DNA binding. Gene Ontology annotation, cellular component: nucleus. Lineage: Eukaryota; Metazoa; Mollusca; Bivalvia; Mytilida; Mytilidae. Gene Ontology annotation, biological process: regulation of transcription by RNA polymerase II; cell differentiation. The transcript has 4 exons. The record is from RefSeq and is a predicted model, not a curated record.